This is a messenger RNA of Cetraspora pellucida, 1041 nucleotides long. Lineage: Eukaryota; Fungi; Glomeromycota; Glomeromycetes; Diversisporales; Gigasporaceae. The record is from the annotation of a GenBank genome assembly.
AUGAGGAUGCUGAAAACCUCCAAGGUUCAAAAAUUAAAUAAAAGACUGAAUCAUGAAUGGAACAAUGAGCUGAAUGAUAAACUAAACAAUAAAUUGAGUAAUGAAUUGAGUAAGGAAUUGAGUGAGAAAUUGAGUGAGGAAUUGAUCAAGGAAUUGAGUGAGGAAUUAAGUGAGGAAAAAAAGAAAAUCUGUAGUGCAAUUGAAUUUGUAAAUAAAACAAUAAGCAAAAAAACACUUUCAAAAGUAAAAAAAGCUCAUUAUUUGUCAGUUCUUUAUUUUUUUUGGUUACUUCUAAAAGGUCAAAAAAAAAUGAAAGCAGUGAAAGCAGUUACAGAUAUGGUUGAUAGUGACUUUCGAAAUAGAUUCUUGUCAAAAAGUUUUCUUCAUGAUGAGUUGGCCUUCAUCCAGUUGAUGACCUAUUUGUGCUCCCAAAAGUUUAAAGUAGACCCUGUUAUGGUCAAAACCUACUUUGAACAAAAUAUUCUUCCUCAGCUAAACAUCAAAUUGGUUGACCCUAAAUGCAAAAUUAGAACAUUUCCAGAUUUAGACAAUGGUAAAAAAGAGCAUAUAUGGGUGACUCAUAAUGAAACUACUUUUUAUAUUUAUGAUGGGCCACAUUCUAUGUGGGGUCCAGAAAAAGAGCAACCAUUACGAAAAAAGGGUUUGGGUUCUGCUAUGCAUGUAAGUAAUUUUUUGACAAAAACUAUAGGGCCACUUAAAGAUGAACAAGAAGAAGCACAUGUAAUGAUGGUUUUGGGUGCCAACUGGAACAGCUAUUGGGAUUCUAAAAAACUAUUAGAACAAGUUGUACAGGCUGUUAAAAUUUUUAAGAGAAUGCAUCUAGAAUGUGUAAGUAUGUUUGUUUUUGAUAAUGCAACAUCUCACAAGGCUUUUGCUGAAGAUGCCCUUGUUGCUUCCAAGAUGAACCUUGGCCUAGGCAGAUCAGUUCUGAAAAUACAGGAUACAAUGUGGAGUGGUAGUCAUCAAUCAAUAAUUAUUGAAGAGGAUCAUUUCAUUUAUAAUAAAAAAAAAACAUAUUAA